CAGAACGUGCUGAUGACGUCACGGUGGUGCAAGAGGAUGGGGCGCCAGAUACAGCAACAUUACCGGCCGUGAGACGGUAUGAUGACAAAGAGUCACAGUCUUGCGAGUCUCCGGUCUGAACUGAAGAAUGAGGCUCUCUGGGAAGCCCCAGCAGAGCCAUGGGGCCGUCAUCUUUGCCGCUGCCUUCAUCUUAAUGACCCUCCUCAUCUUCUACGGCUCCAACAACGUCCACGACACCACCCACGCCCCGUUUCACAUGUCCGUAAGCCAGGCUCCCAAGAACACCGACCUGAAGAAGUGGGCCGGAAAAACUGGCUAUGUGUCGGUUCACGGUGACAAGAACAUGAACCUGCACUGUCACAGCUGUGCUCUGGUGACCAGCUCCAGCCACGUGCUGGGCACUGAAGCUGGCGCCGAAAUUGACCGAAUGGAGUGCGUGAUACGGAUGAACGAUGCUCCCACAACUGGGUACGAGACCGACGUGGGCAACCGGACGACCCUGAGGGUGGUGGCCCACUCCAGCGUGUUCAGGGUGUUGCGGAAGCCCAAAGAAUUCCUUCGCUUCUCGGAGAGAAGUCCGGUGGUCAUUUUCUGGGGUCCCCCGAAUAAGCUGAGCAAGGACGCCAAGGGAACCUUGUACAGGCUGAUCCAGAGAGUCGGCAUGACUUACAGCAACGUGUCCUUCUUCAGUGUGGAGCAGAACAAGAUGAGGAGGUUUGACAGCCUGUUCCACAAGGAGACGGGACGAGACAGGCAACAGUCCCACUCAUGGCUGAGCACCGGCUGGUUCACCAUGGUCAUCAGCAUCGAGAUCUGUGACAACGUUGUCGUUUAUGGGAUGGUCCCACCCAACCACUGCGGGAAAAGGUCUGUAUCCAAGAAGAUGCCCUACCACUACUACAAGCCCAGGGGUCCCGACGAGUGCGGCAUGUAUCUCACCAACGAGAACGGACGACGGGGGAACCACCAUCGCUUCAUCACUGAGAAGCAGGUGUUUGCUCGCUGGGCAAGGCAGUACAACAUCACCUUCGUUCACCCGAAAUGGUGAAGAGGUCAGACACCAUGUUCAGAGAGCUCCUCGCUUCCCUCACGGCCAUUUGGACUGGCUGGAGGAAGCCUGGCGUUGGAUUGGAGGGCAGCAUCACAGCUACUUCGGCAGCUAUGCGACAUCACCACUGUAAAUAAUCCAGGAUGUCAUUUGUACAUGAGAUUUUUAUGCUUGGGAUUUGCACUUCUGACUGCGACAGAUUUAUUGGAGCCGCUUGUUGGAUGAAGCAGCAUAUUUUAGACAGGAGAGAGACUCGGAUGUCGCAAGUUCCAGUUCAUCCAACCAUCAUCACCACGGCAUGUCAGAGCCGGUCGAGCUAACGUUAGCGCCUCCUAGCAAGAACUAUAUUCAGCUUGCAUGUUUGAUGAACUGAAACUCGAAUUACACCAGAAACAGCAGGAUCCACCGCUAGUGGAGGACAAUGGCCGAGGUUCUUGCUGUCACUCACCACCAUGCGAGCUUCCUGUUCAGCUUCUGGUGGAAGUUCCAGACUGAAGGUAGUACAGACAUCAAAGCCAGAGUACAGCAACACAAGAUAAACGUGUAAAUAUGAUUUAUGCUACAAGUUAUGCUCUUGCUGCUUUACCAGUUACAGUGUCAACUAGAUGAAUCAUGUCCUAAACAUACACUGCAGUGUCAAAGAACAGUGGUCACCCAUUUUAGAGUAAAUUGCUUCCAUAAACAACAAUUAUGGCGCUGCACAAAAACAUUCAUGAAAACUGCACGACAAAGGUUCUGUGGAUUAAGUUGGUUUUUAAGCGUAUUGACAACGGACAGGUUCAUAGACAGCGGAGAACCACUCUCGCUCAACCAAAGAGCUUUUUCACACUCGUCCUGGAUCGGAACUUUUACGUUCUGACGUUAAACAGUGACAACCCUGCUCAGAUCGUGUGACGUCACCUGCGUCCUCUGCUGCACCUUAAUCCUCACCCUCGGUCCUCAACCUCAAAGAUGAAGAGCAAGGCCUGUUCCCGAUUCUCAGGAAGUUGGGGAGCAAGAUUGAGGACAACUUCUCUCUAAAUUGUGACAUUUACUGGCAGCUACCGAGGCAUAGAAGAAGGAAAGAGUCACCAACGCGAUCACUCAGUGAGUCAUGUAGAGCAGCUAUGAAUUUCACUAGAAUAAUAUAAUAUACAGGUAAUUUAUAAGGAUAAUAGUUUUUCAAAUGCAAAAUGUGCUUGCUGACCGAACACCAGCGGCUCAACACAAGUCAAAAUUAUUUUGACUUUCCCAUGUCUCACAAGUUUGCUCCUCACUCGAUCAUUUCUCUGUUGUUGUCAACUAUCGAGUGCAGCCUGCUCGGACCAUCUUCAGGCCACUCCUCAGCCAAUGUGCGGUUUACUGAAAGCUGCUUUUGCGCAGCGCUGCCCCCCACAGUCUGAGGAUGCAUCUGCAUUUAAGGGAUGUCCCAUUUCAAAGUUACACACAGGCCUUGGGUUGAGGGUUAAAAUUGUUCACCCUAACUUGUGUGUUAAAACGCAGCAGCUGGCAUUUGGCCAAGAUGCGGCAUAAACGACGUUUCAAGCAAGGCUGCCAUUUUGUAAACUUUAAUGUUGAAAAUUCAGCUUUUGAUUUUGAUGGGAAGCUACUCUAUUGGUGAGGGGGCACAGCAGGUCCCCCUUACCAAGUGGAAUGGGUUCUAUAAACUUCAGAGUACCUUGAUCCAUACGUCCCUAACUGAACCAAUGAAAGUGGAGUUGUAGUAAACAGCCAUAGAGACACACAACACAGCACUGAGCUUGGAGCAUACAGGUCUUGAAUCUGGUGAGGUGAGUGAAGCUCAAACAAGAAAGGACUGCAGAGGAAAUGUUACAUGAGUUUGGAGGGGAUUCUCCUGAAAAACCCUACUCUCCAUCUUCCUUCACUAUUUACUGUCAACAUAUCAAUGUUUGAAUGAACAACAAGAAGUUUGUCCUCACUGACAUCUGAUCUUGAGAAGGAGUCAACAUGCUGGGCUCUCAAGAAAAGACCUAAAAACACCGACUGAAUGCACUGAAUGUCUGCAGUCCUUGACACUCAAUGGAAUCUCGUGAUUAAUAUGUCUUGAAUUAUGUUGAAACAAUUUACAUUUGUGGAUCGGGAUUCAUCUACAAGACAUUUAUGAAUAUAUAUAUAUAUAUAUAUAUAUAUAUAUAUAAAAUUGACAUGUGCAAGAAUGGGCCUUAUUCUGAAGUGUGAUAAUCUAUCAACAUAAAUGUGCCUUACUGUCAGAACUCUUUUGAAUAAGGCUCCAAGUGAUCAUGAUUUCCAAAAUAUUUCACCCACAUUACCUUCAGUUGCUUCGGAAGAGAGAUUUUGAAUUCAGAACCACUUCCAUUGUGGUGCUUUGUUUUGUGUUGUCAUCCAGGCUUCCACAGCAUCGAUGGAGUCCUCACACAACACAACUUAUCAGCUGCUUCUUUAAUAGUGUCCUGAAUUAUAGUGAUAUAUAUUCACAUACUUUUUUGUCAUCAAAAUAUAAAAAAAAAAUCUGCAUGUUUCUGUUGGAGUUCUGUCACAAUUCGUAAUGUUAGCCAGCCGAACCUUUUUGUGCGGUUCUGUGCUGCUUUUUAGCCCCUUAACAUGUAACCGAGGGACGAAAAUCCGGUAAUGUUGAUGUGUGUGGGUGUGUUUGAACUUUUUCAAGAUCCAAGCAACACUCAAACAUGAUGAAUCCACGAGCUGCUUUCAUAUAGUGCAAGAAAUUUGUGUGGAUUGUUUGCCCUGAAGGUUCCCAAAGGUGCCGGUGGAUUGUGCUGUUCUGGACAGUGUCAAGUUCCGUCUCAUCACGCUUCAUUGACUUGACCUGGGGCAGGAAGUAGCACAUGUCCUGAGUUCACAAACCUUUUGUCAAUGGAUAACGAAUGUAAAUUAUAAUUCUAGUAUAAUUACAACACAACAAAUGUAUACCACAGUGAACACACACACACACACACACACAAUGUCUCACAAUGAUACGAUCUCAGUGGUUUGUUCAAACAUCCGCUCAUGAAUGUUUCAUCUCUCCACACUGUGACGUCUCACCUCUGAAAACCGCUUGUUUCUGUUACAAACUGUCGCCUGAUCAACUUGUUUACCUCGAGGAAAUGUGCAUGCGGGUCAAGGCCCACGUGUUUUGUCUUAUUUGUGUAGCAUUAAAAAGCCAGUUUCUGACUUUC
Molecule: messenger RNA, 4185 nt
Organism: Synchiropus splendidus (mandarinfish)
Lineage: Eukaryota; Metazoa; Chordata; Actinopteri; Syngnathiformes; Callionymidae
Gene: st6galnac6
Product: ST6 (alpha-N-acetyl-neuraminyl-2,3-beta-galactosyl-1,3)-N-acetylgalactosaminide alpha-2,6-sialyltransferase 6
Exons: 6
Coding region: 128-1048 (306 amino acids)
Biological process (GO): ganglioside biosynthetic process; oligosaccharide metabolic process
Molecular function (GO): alpha-N-acetylgalactosaminide alpha-2,6-sialyltransferase activity
Source: RefSeq, a predicted model, not a curated record